Messenger RNA from Fonsecaea multimorphosa CBS 102226, 1788 nucleotides. RefSeq lists its product as uncharacterized. Lineage: Eukaryota; Fungi; Ascomycota; Eurotiomycetes; Chaetothyriales; Herpotrichiellaceae. The coding region runs from base 1 to 1788 and encodes 595 amino acids. Gene Ontology annotation, biological process: intra-Golgi vesicle-mediated transport. Gene Ontology annotation, cellular component: TRAPPII protein complex; trans-Golgi network. The transcript is spliced from 2 exons. The record is from RefSeq and is a predicted model, not a curated record.
AUGGAAGCUGAACUUUACAAAUCCGCCCUGGUGGAUGCAAUUAUCCCAUCGGACACAGUCACCGAUGUCUCUGAGAUUCUACAAGCAGGGGCAGAGGCCCAGAAUGAAUCCAGCCAGCUUCUCGUCAUAGAGGAAAGAGAUCUACUCUUUUUCGAUGAAAGGUUGAGGACGCUGGCGGUCAUACGGCUGCCUCAUUGCGACGAAGCUGUCUUGGAGUCGUUUCUAUCACAACUCUCUUUCAAGAUUGACGUGUGGGCCAUCGAGGAGUCUCCGGGCAACGAACAAAAUACACCCAACGCAGCCCCUCCUAGAGACCUAGUUUAUUCGGCCGAGUCGAUUCAGAAAAAUGAACCUAUCGUCCUGGCCAGCGAGACUGCAAACCGCGGCCAGACCUUAACACUUGUCUGGGAAAUCGAAAUCCUCCUCAACCGACCCAGAUUUCGCGUUCCUCAGCCUGCCAUCAUUCUGAUCCCUUCCGCCACCGUCACUGCUCCUCAACGAGAUGAAAUCGACAAGAAUGACGAUCUCAAACCCUUUCAGCCUCUGGAAGCAAACGCACUUGAGCCCAUGCGUUUUCUCCCAGGGCUUAGGGAUAGUCCUCCGUACCUUGCUGCUUCGAGACUGGAACGAGUACUCCCCAUGACGACAACUCACAGGCACCGAGUCCAUCUCCAACAUGUUCCGUCUAGGCGGCAUAGAGCAGUACCUGCGACAAUGUCACGGAUACGGUAUCAAAAGGUGAAUGCUUACACCACAACUCCCGCAACUGUCGCUCUCCUGGACGUGGAUAUCAUCCCGUUUGUGCGAGUUGCCGCAACAAUUGAGCAUGUUGAUCUCUCCCUGAAGAAUGGGAGUACUGAGACUUUGAUGCCCGGAUUUCUGCCCAUGCAAGCCCGCUCAGGGGACUGCAUAACAUUCCUUUAUAGACUCCAUCAAAAGCUAGGCCCGAAUCGAACCCCUGGAUUUGGACUCGUCAACCCAAACAUUGACGUCCUGUCCAUUGGGAUCAGGCUAGCGAUCCAGUUGAGUGAGAAGUGCCAUCCAUUUCUCGUCAUGAAUUGGACUACCAACGUCGAUUUCACUCCAGUCCUAAACCCAUCGUUCGGCCCUCCUUCACAAUCCAUACAACGGCCAAAUCGGCCGACAAGUCUCCCGGUUCACCCUGACAGUGGUGGAGCAGCGUCCGUGGCCGCUGUUAGCACCAGCCUACAACCAGCUGUUGAGUUCGAUUCGAGGAGUGGAGUGUCAAUAUCUUUCACAGCUCCUGAUAUUCCGGUGCGAGUUGGCGAACCAUUCGCGUGGAAGGUCCUCGUCGUGAACAACUCUGCAAAGAUGGCCAAAAUCGCCAUCAUUCCCCUACCUCGGAUUCAACGUCAAGCUACUCAAACCCAAAUGCUCGCCAAACGGCACGCACCGAAGUCAUCUACUGCGUCCUUCCACCCAAGCGAGCGGCGACACACCAAAGAGGGCGAGGACAUUGAUAUCGCACAGGCAAUUGUCGACGAGAACGUCGUCUAUGCCAUGCACCACUCCUACCCAGUUCCACCGGAAACCGAUUUGCUGGCCUUGACAGCGGAGUUGCGGAUUGGUCCUUUGGCUCCUGACCAGUGCCAUGAGAGCGAGAUUCAGAUGGUCGCUUUUGAGGUCGGGACACUGCGAGCCGACGCGAUGCGAGUGGUAGAUCUAAUCAGAGAAGUGGAGGAAGGUGCUGCGGCAACGGGGGUCUUGGCCGAUAUCAGGGAUUUGCCCGAUAUUGUCGUUGUGAAGGCGACGAGCGAAAGAGAUUGA